AUGUGUUGGAAUGUUAGGGGCUUGAAUGCGCCUAACAAACAAAAUGAGGUAAAACUCAAAUGUAAUAAGGAAUCAAUUGGGAUGGUGGGACUUGUGGAGAAUAAAAUUAAGGUGACAAAAAUUGAUAAUGUGGCAAAUAUGUUGUUUGGGGGAUGGAAUUUCCUAACAAAUUUGGAGCAUCAUUAUAAUGGGAGGGUGUGGUUGACUUGGAGACCAGAUUUGUUCCAAAUCAAUCUAGUUAGUAGCAAUGCACAGGCUAUCACCUGUCAAGUGGUGCAUAAUGCUUUGCAAGCUACAUUUCUAUUAACUGUAGUAUAUGCGUUUAAUAGAAGGGGGGAGAGAAAAGCUUUGUGGAACUAUCUGGAGAUAGUGAGUACAGAGAAUUGUGGGUUGCUAGAACUGCCCACUAAAGGGAGUAGAUAUACUUGGAGUGAUAAACAGGGUAAUGAUAGAAUUUUCUCCAAAAUUGAUUGGGUGUUUGUGAACACUGAUUGGCUGAACAAUAUGCCAGCUUUUAGUGCUCAAGUUCUACCUGAAGGGAUAAGUGAUCACUGUCCAGUGAAGAUAGCUCCACUAGAUGACCCCAGAAGAGUUAGACAGCCUUUUCAAUAUUGUAAUGUGUGGUCAAGUCACCCCUCUUUCCUUGACAAUGUGAAUGAAGGCUGGCAUAGGUCAAUGGAAGGGUAUACUAUGAUGAAGGUUGUUAAGAGAAUAAAAUGGCUGAAAAGGGAUCUCAAUAGUUUGAAUGUGGAGCAUUUUAGAAACAUUCUGACAGAAGCUGAGGAAGAUAGAACUGCACUGCAUAAAAUUCAGCUGCAGUUGCAAGCCAAUCCCACUAAUGCAGAACUACAACACAAGGAAAGAGCACAGUAUAGUGAAUUUAAAAGAUCCUCUUAUCUUGCAGAAAUAUUCUUCCAACAAAGAAGCAAGGCUACUUAG
Molecule: messenger RNA, 939 nt
Organism: Lycium barbarum (goji berry)
Lineage: Eukaryota; Viridiplantae; Streptophyta; Magnoliopsida; Solanales; Solanaceae
Exons: 2
Coding region: 1-939 (312 amino acids)
Source: RefSeq, a predicted model, not a curated record